Podospora bellae-mahoneyi is the source of this 2082-nucleotide messenger RNA. RefSeq lists its product as uncharacterized. Lineage: Eukaryota; Fungi; Ascomycota; Sordariomycetes; Sordariales; Podosporaceae. The transcript is spliced from 3 exons. Gene Ontology annotation, molecular function: monooxygenase activity; heme binding; iron ion binding. The coding region runs from base 1 to 1503 and encodes 500 amino acids. The record is from RefSeq and is a predicted model, not a curated record.
AUGGUCAUCUUCAACAGCCUCGUCCUGACGGGCGUUCUGGUCUCAUCAGUCUUGUACAUUUUUGCGUCCAGGAUCAAGACCUAUCUCCGGCUCCGGCAUAUCCCCGGCCCUGCCGGGGCGGCACUGUCUCGAUCAUGGAUUUUCAGAAAAACCAUGGCGGGCAGGAUCCCAAAUGCGCUCGCCGAAGUCGCCGGCAAGUAUGGACCGUUGGCAAGGGUUGGACCGAACUGGCUCAUCUGCAGCGACACCAAAGAGAUCCGCCGGAUGUGGUCCGUCCACUCAGGCUGGCACCGCGACGUCUGGUACAACGGCUUCCGCUUCGACCCAGCCAACGACAACAUCCUCACCGCCAACGAGAACAAAGUUCACCACCGCAUCCGCAGCAACGUCCUCCCGGGGUAUAACGCCAAAGGAAUAACCACACAAGAAGGCGUGAUCGACACCCAAGUCGGGAAGCUUCUGGGGCUUAUCGAGAAAAAAUACGUCUCCUCCAAGGAAACCGGCAUCCGACCCAUGGACAUGGCGCGCAAGUUCCUUUACUUCACCCAAGACACCACCUCCGCGCUGGGGUUCACCACUCCCUUUGGGUAUCUGGAUGUUGACGAGGAUUUCAACAACACGAUCAGCACCCUGGAGGGCAUGAUCCCCACCGUCACCACCCUCGGAUUGUUUCCGGUGACUAUCUCCUUGAUGAACAACCCCCUGGUGAAAAGCCUGCUGCCCAAACCGCAUGACAACAACGGGAUGGGAAAGCUGCUUGGGCUGAUCAAAGACAGGGUUGAUGCCCGGUACGAGAACAAGGCCAAAGGGGAGGAGGACAUCCUCCAGCGGUUUGUGGAGAGUAACCUCUCUCGUCAAGAAGUCGAGGCGGAGGUGAUGAUCAUGCUGUUUGGGGGGACCGACACUACCGCCACGGCGCUGAGGAUGACGGUGUUUUAUCUUUCGACCACCCCCGCCGCGUACGGUGCUCUUCAGGCGGAAAUCGACAACGCGAUCAGGUUGGGGAAGGUCACCAGGCCGGUUAUUGCUGACGCUGAGGCGCUCGAACUAGGUUAUCUGAAUGCGGUCAUCAAGGAAGGGUUGAGAAUGUGGCCGCCUAUCUCGGGAUUGCAGCUCAAGUGCUCGGACAAGGAUGAUGUCAUUUGCGGAUAUCAAGUCCCCGCGGGCACGGCAGUGGGGAUAUCUGAGUUUACCGUCAUGAGGGAUAAGAGUGUUUUUGGGGAAGAUGCAGACAGGUUUAAUCCGAGCAGGUGGGUGGAGGAGAGGGACCCCAAGAGGUUGAAGGAGAUGGAGUUGACGCAGGGGUUGGUGUUUGCUUCGGGGACAAGGUGGGAGUGCUUGGGGAAGAAGUUGGCGUAUACCGAGUUGAGAAAGGUGUUGUUCGAGUUGUUUUUGAGAUAUGACUUUGCCAUGACUGACCCGGCGAAGCCGUUUGAGUAUUGGAACUAUGGGGCGACGCUGCAUGAGCAUAUGAAUGUGACGAUUACGAGGAGGGAGGCUUGAGGCGAAACUUUGGGUGCGGUGAAGGCAAAGGCUAUCCGGUGGUUGUUUCUUCACUCCUACUAUGUAUUCAGAAGCGCUUCCGAGCUUUAUCAAACGUUGUAUCACGAUCGAAUAAACGUCGUUCAUACUUGCAACCAUCCAUGUCGUCCCAACCCCAUCACCUCACCCAUCAUGCUCCCCAACCUCGACAAACCCCCACACCGUCGCCCUGUCCGUUCCCGCCAAGUACCACCUCUCCUUAUUCACCGUCCCAUCCGGCACAAUCGACACAUCCACCCACCUCAAAGUAUCCCAAUGCUUUAUCAACAACACAUACCCAUCCCUCUCUUUCUCCUUCCCCCCAGCUCGAUCCACAAACGGAACCCUCCUCACGCAAAACCACUCCCAUGCUUUACAGUGCUGAGCAGUCGCCACCACCUCCAGCUUUCCAUUCUGGCCCAGAUAUGUCCCACUAGCCACAUUCCUAAAACCAAGCCAUCCUUCCUUGGUGAUGCACUCCCAGAACCAACACCCAGUCGUCACAUUCAUCCGCCGUAGCUCCUGCAGCUUGAGCUGCCCCCCACAUAGGGUCAUGGCCCU